ACACCACAAUUAAUAACAAUUAGAUGGGUAACCAUUGGACCACCUCAUCUCAAUAUCUUCAGGACCUUGUUUUAGCAACAUUUACAGGCCAAGCAUCAUAUCUCUCUCUCCUCACUCACAACAGUUCGUUUCCAGAUUACAGAGCAGAUCUGGUUGCUGCUACUAGAAUUUAAUCAUUUUAUUUCGGGGGAGAGAACCAGGCUGGCCCACCAAACAGACUUCAUCUGAAAAAAGUCCCCAAAACACUCCUACUUACGAUCACUUCCUUCUCGGGAUUCGUUAGUUUCCCUACAAAGAUCCUCUUCAUCGAUCUACUACUAUUUUCUAUUUAAUUUACUUUAUCAAAUCCCCAUAACUCGUGAAUAUUGCUGCUUAGCAAUAAACAAAUUCAUGAGCGUGCCAACAUUUUUAUAUCAAAUUUUUUCAUAAAAUUAAAGUGCUUGCUAGCUAGUAGCAACUCAUGUGGCGGCUAGCUUGUAGUACAUGUAGCAGGCAAACCAAGAUCGAUUCACUAGUACUUUCUGUUGCUGAUCAUGGUCCUUCAUGUAGUAGAGAAGCUACAUAGAGAGUGAAAGAAAGAGAAAGCCAUUAUAUCAAUGAUGAACAUGGCAAUUGCAUGAAGUAGUCAUCAUCAUAACCCCUAUCUGGUCUUCUAUUUCUGUUCAAGUAUUUCUCAUCUUAAUUUCUCUUCCUAGGUUGGUUGUCACACUUUUUGUGCUGGCUUAUUAAAAGAACUUCAACUCUAAGAAAAGAGAAACAAGAACCUCCCACUUACCACCACCAUCGUCGCCGCCACCAACCACCACCGUGAGUAUCAGUUUUCAUAUAUGUCUCGACAACUCUGUGAAGAAAAAGCAAGGGACAUGGUGUCAUCUACUGGAUUCUGUUACUCAGAUCAUGUUCAACCAGGUAACCAAACGAUGCAAAACCAUCUGGCGAACCAGAUCCAUGGCUUUGUUUCUGAUCCGGAGAUGUACAACCUCACCACCGGCAUGGAAAUGAUAGGGUUUCACAAGAAUCUUCUUCAUCAGCAGCAGCAACAACAGAGUGAUCAUCAGAACAAUAAUAGCGCUGUAUGGAAAAGUUUCUUCGCCAAACCCGGUACUCCUCCUUCUUCUUCCAAGAACAUGAACGAGUCCUGCAGUAAUUUCUAUGAACACCAUGGAUACAGUACUAACAACAAAGCACCAGAUUUCACAUCAGGGGUUUCUGAAACAAGCACUACUAGUGAGAAUCUAAUCAUGGGAGCUCAUGAUUCAUGGCAAGAUGAGAAUCAUCGAUUGAUGGUGGAUGAUUCUUCUUUGAGGUCUGUUUUCCCUUACCAUGAAGGAAACAACAACAAAAGGCCUAGUCAAGGACUUUCACUCUCUCUCAACUCAACCAACCCUUCCAGAAUCGGUUUGCAAUCUUUUGAGCUGAGACAGACAAGCCAAAGUACAGCUGGUUUCACUUCCCCAAGUUCUGAUUCUUCCAGGGAGGGGUAUUUUGCAAAAUCAACAAUUUCUCAGCAACAACAGAUGCUAUUGCAAGAAGAUCAGUAUUUGAGUUCCAAAGCUGCAAAUAUUUACCAUGGACAUUUCUUGCUCAAGAACUCAAGGUACUUGGAACCAGCACAAGAGAUUCUGAACGAGUUUUGCAGUCUAGACAUAAAGCAAAACCAUGUGUUAAACCAAAAGUCUCAAAAGAACAAGGAGUGGGAAGAGGACAAUGGUGGUGGAUCCUCAAAGAAGCCCUCUCUUACCUCUCUAGAGUUUUCUGAACUGCAAAAGAGAAAGACCAAGCUGCUUGCUAUGCUUGAAGAGGUUGAUAGAAGAUACAGGCACUACCGCAACCAGAUGAAGGCGGUGGUUUCCUCAUUUGAAGCCGUGGUCGGCAACGGGGCAGCUACGGUGUACUCAGCCUUAGCAUUGAAGGCCAUGUCAAGGCACUUCAGGUGUUUGAAGGAUGGGAUAUUGAGUCAGUUAUUGGUCACGAGGAAAACAUUGGGAGAGAAAGAUCCUGUUGCACCGGGUACAACAAGAGGUGAAACGCCAAGGCUCAAAGUCAUUGACCAAGCACUGAGACAGCAAAGGGCGUUUCAGCAAAUGAACAUGAUGGAAACUCAUCCAUGGAGACCACAACGGGGCCUUCCAGAACGUUCCGUUUCAGUUCUUCGCGCUUGGCUCUUUGAGCAUUUUCUUCACCCGUACCCAAGCGAUGUUGAUAAACAUAUUUUAGCCCGCCAAACUGGUCUCUCCAGAAGUCAGGUUUCAAAUUGGUUUAUCAAUGCAAGGGUGAGGCUUUGGAAGCCAAUGGUGGAAGAAAUGUACUUGGAGGAGGUGAAGGAGCGAGAAAACAACAUGGCUUCCUCGGAGGGUGCUAAUACCGACCCUGAAGAUGUUCAUCACAACCCGCCUCAUUCAUCGGAGGAUCAAAAACCAACGCCGGAACACCUCGUUGGAAUUGACUCCGAGUGCGCCUCCUCCAUCAUCAACAACAAUAACCAAGAACACAAAAAUGAAUUACCAGAUAAGCACAUGAUUCAUCAGCAAGAACAAUGCUUUGGCUCGGUGGAGCUUGACUUUUCAUCUUACACUCCGCACCAUUCAUCAGGCAUGGUUUCUUACAAUGAUGAGAACGGGAGCCAGCAGAGUAAUUUCAACGGUGGUGGUCGCAGUGGUGGUGUGUCUUUGACACUAGGGUUGCAACAACAUGGAGGAAGUGGAGUGAGUUUGGCGUUUCCGCCACCAACUCAUCAAAGCUCGCUGUUCUACUCAAGGGACCAAAUUGAAGAUUGUCAACCGGUUCAGUACUCUCUCUUGGAUGGUGAAGGACAAAAUUUACCAUACAGGAAUUUGAUGGGGGCACAACUACUCCAUGAUUUGGCAGGAUAGAAAGCUAGCUAGGAAAGAUCAUGAUCUUCUUAAUUAAGAUGGGUAAGUAAAUGCAUUUUGGAAAUCAUUUAGAAGUAAAUUUAAAAUUAAAAUCAAUUCGUAGGAGAAGUCUCUUCUAUGAGUAGUAUCUGCUGGCUAGAUGCCAUAAUUGAUUAUGAAAAAUUAGAUAAUGAUCCAAAUAUGCUACAAUUCAGUAUGAUUGGUUACAUUUACCAAGGUAGGUAGGAAAUUAAAUAUAUACGAACAAUAUAAUGUUUCCAUACAUAAAAGCUACACUUGGGUUCUAAAAGGUAUAGUUUAAACAUGUGUAUUCAUGUCAUGCCUAUAUUUUGGGAUUGGAAUUAUCAGGUAAUUGAUUGAUGCAAGAUUGAUAUUAUGCA
Lotus japonicus is the source of this 3253-nucleotide messenger RNA. Its product is annotated as homeobox protein BEL1 homolog. The coding region runs from base 828 to 2873 and encodes 681 amino acids. Gene Ontology annotation, biological process: regulation of transcription by RNA polymerase II. The transcript is spliced from 5 exons. The record is from RefSeq and is a predicted model, not a curated record. Gene Ontology annotation, molecular function: DNA-binding transcription factor activity, RNA polymerase II-specific; RNA polymerase II cis-regulatory region sequence-specific DNA binding. Lineage: Eukaryota; Viridiplantae; Streptophyta; Magnoliopsida; Fabales; Fabaceae.